Molecule: messenger RNA, 597 nt
Organism: Ustilaginoidea virens
Lineage: Eukaryota; Fungi; Ascomycota; Sordariomycetes; Hypocreales; Clavicipitaceae
Exons: 2
Coding region: 1-597 (198 amino acids)
Source: RefSeq, a predicted model, not a curated record
AUGGCCAUCCGCCAGGCCGAGGAGCACAUGAUGAGAUCUGUCUACAACGACAUACGGGCCUGGGUCCGAGGACAUGCUCAAGACUACGUCUUGGAAUACUUUCGCCUUCUCACCGAGAGACGCAAGAAUGCUCACUCGACUCACCUGGAUCAGAUCACCGCUCACGCAUUCUACCAUUACAACGCCCCUCCGCAUCCCAACCAGAUUGCCGACGCUCAGGCUACUCUCAAGCGUGGCAUAGACGAAGAUUGGCAGGCCAGUGUGCAACGCUAUCCCGAGGUCCUCGAGUACUUCUUCAGCCUUGUCGAGCUUACCUUGCCCGGGGAUAGCGAACCCGCUGUCAAGGAUCCGCCCCUGAGCGCCUUGAACGGGCAGCGCAAGGCUACUCGAAGAAGCGCCGAAGAAGGCGGCGGGAGCGGCAGCGGAAGCGAGGGUCGGCGAAGCCACGCCGCCCUUGGCCAUGUGCCCUUUCCAACGCCGUCCUUCUCCAGUCGCGACCCGGGCCUGGAUCGCCGAGCCUCCAUGCCCCCAGCGCGCCGACCUGCUACAGCGCGGAUGCCGCAGCAACCGGCUACCUACUACGGAGGAUACGCCUAG